CAAUGGGAUGCCUAUUAUAUUAUUAUGUAAAUAUCAUAAUAGAGUAACACUUAUAAGAAGCAAAGUAGAGAAUAGAAAGUAAUAAAAUAAAAUAAGAUGAAGCAGUAGUAGAGAAUAAUAAUGGGAUAUAUAAUUAAAUAUCGAUGAAAUUUUAAUAGUUCUUUAAUAAAAAGAGUGAUAAUAUAAUAUAAUAAUGGGUAAUUUUGAGAGAGAUGAAGAUAAAUAUAUCAGGUAAGUAUUAUUUAUACAAAUAGUUGAGAGGAGAAAAAAGAAUGGUUAGAGAUUAAAAUUAAAUUCGAAUAAAUAAAUGGUAAAAUAAAAAAGGAAUUGGAGAGAAGAUUGAAAUAUUGUUUGAUAAAAAUAAUUGAGGAGGAGAGUAGGAUGUAUGAAAAAAAGGAAUAUUGAUUAUAAUGU
Molecule: messenger RNA, 414 nt
Organism: Paramecium sonneborni
Lineage: Eukaryota; Ciliophora; Oligohymenophorea; Peniculida; Parameciidae
Source: the annotation of a GenBank genome assembly